AUGUCUUUCCCAGUCUCUUUAGAAUACCGGAACCCUCAUAUGGCGGAACCUGUUAUAGACAAAAUUAAGAAAUGUUGCUUUUAUCUGAGAACUUCUUCUUCUUCUUCUUCUUCUUCUUCUUCUUCUUCUUCUUCUUCUUCUUCUUCUAUGUGGCCUCCUGUUAGUCAGUCUUUCUUUCUUUCUUUCUUUCUUUCUUUCUUUUCUACUUCCGUUUUCCUUCUUUUCCUCUCUUUCACGCACCCCAAAUAUUCAUUUAUCCCAUUUUUCAUCCCUUCCUUUACGUCUUGUCAACAAAUCAAACACAGACGCAUUUCCAUUCUUAAUUUUUCUUCCUUCCUUCCUUCUUUUCUUCCUUCUUUUCUUCCUUCCUUCAUUCCUUCCUUCCUUCUUUUCUUCCAUCUUUUCUUCCUUCUUUCCUUCUUUCCUUCCUUCCUUCCUUCCUUCUUUUCUUCCCUCUUUUCUUCCUUCUUUCCUUCUUUCCUUUCUUUCUUCCUUCCUUCUUUUCUGCCUUCCCCCUUUUCUUUCUUCCUUCCUUCUUUUCUGCCUUCCCCCUUUUCUUUCUUCCUUCCUUCUUUCCUUCCUGCCUUCUUUUCUUCAUUCCUUCUUUUCUUCCUUCUUUUCUUCCUUCUUUUCUUCCUUCUUUUCUUCCUUCCUUCCUUCUUUUCUUCCUUCUUCCUUUUCUUCCAUCUUUCCUUCUUUUUUUCUUCCUUCCUUCCUUCUUUUCUUCCUUCUUUUCUCCCUUCCUUCUUUUUUCUUUCCUUCUUUUCAUCCUUCCUUCCUUCUUUUCAUCCUUCCUUCCUUCCUUCCUCUUUUCUUCCUUCAUUCUUUUCUUUGAUGUUUUCCUUUCUUCUUUCUUUUCAUUUCUUCUUACUUUCCCUCCUUCUUUCCUUCCUUCCUUCGUUUCUUUUUUAUUUCAUUUCUUCCUUUUCCUUCUUUUUGCCUUCCUUAUUUUCUUUUCUUUCUUCCUUCUCUUCUUUCUUGCUUCUUUCCUCCCUUAUUUCUUUUCUUCUUUCUUUCCCUCCUUCUCUUCGUCUCUCCUUAUUUCUUUCUUUUCUUUUCCACUUUUCUUCCUUCCGCCUUUCCAUUCCUACCUUAUUUUCUUCUUUCCUUCCUUCAUUCUUUUCUUCUUCUUCACUGUCUAUUCAUGUCCUUUCUUUCUAUCCUAUUCAUUUUUUCUGCGUUAAAUUCUUAUUUCCUGCUCUCCUUCUCUUAGCCAUAAUCCUCAACCGCAUUUUCUUUCAUCUUUUUAAUUAUCUUCUUUUUUUCAACGUGUAUAUAUUAUUUUUUUCUUUCAUCAAUUACACGCCAUAA
This is a messenger RNA of Acanthosepion pharaonis, 1311 nucleotides long. NCBI's taxonomy places the organism in Eukaryota, Metazoa, Mollusca, Cephalopoda, Sepiida, Sepiidae. The record is from the annotation of a GenBank genome assembly.